AUGGAGGACGACAGGAUGGAGCGGAUGGAGUCGAUGGAGCCGAUCUCGGCGCACUACACCACGGCGUACCCGGAGAUCCAUCCCGAUAGCGGGUACGAAUCCAGAGAUACCGCCGACAGCCAGGCGAAGUCCCCGCCGGCUCCGACAUACGAUGAAGAAUUCGUGCACAAGACAAUCCUGGUCGGGGACAGCGGAGUGGGGAAGACGUCUCUGUUGGUGCAGUUCGACCAGGGGAAGUUCAUCCCCGGCUCCUUCUCUGCUACAGUGGGCAUUGGAUUCACGAAUAAAGUGGUGACCGUUGACGAUGUAAAGGUCCAACUCCAGAUUUGGGACACAGCGGGACAGGAGAGGUUCAGGAGUGUGACACAUGCGUAUUACAGAGAUGCACACGCUUUGCUCCUCCUGUACGACAUCACCAGCAAAACCUCUUUUGACAACAUCAGGGCAUGGUUAACAGAGAUCCAUGAGUAUGCACAGAGCGACGUCGUCAUCAUGUUGCUUGGCAACAAGGCGGACAUGAGCAGUGUCCGAGCCAUCAGGAGAGACGAAGGAGAGAGGCUGGCCAGAGAGUACUCGGUUCCUUUCAUGGAAACAAGUGCCAAAACGGGGGUCAACGUAGAGCUGGCCUUCACCGCUGUUUCCAAGGAGCUGAAGCACCGGGCCGUCCAGCAUCCCAAUGAACCCAAGUUCCAGAUUCACGAAUACAUUGAAACACAGAAGGAGAAGUCGGGCUGCUGCAGCUCCUUCUAA
Molecule: messenger RNA, 750 nt
Organism: Cyclopterus lumpus (lumpfish)
Lineage: Eukaryota; Metazoa; Chordata; Actinopteri; Perciformes; Cyclopteridae
Product: ras-related protein Rab-37-like
Exons: 9
Coding region: 1-750 (249 amino acids)
Cellular component (GO): endosome; Golgi apparatus
Molecular function (GO): GTPase activity; GTP binding
Source: RefSeq, a predicted model, not a curated record